AUGCGUCAAUACUGGCGUUUCAUUUUAAAGUGGCUCAUUCUCAUAGGAACGUUAACAAUAGCAUUUAAAGUAUGUUGUGAUAGUUUAGUUGACAUUUUCUUAUCAGUAUCAAGUACUUCGUUAGUAAAUAUGGAAGAUAGAAAUGCAGAUUCCAAUUACGAAAAGUCUAUUAUUGCUUGGGCAACACAUGGUCAACGUUUAAACAACGAAAAAUUAUCAGUUGGAAGUGCGCAAGAACGAAAUGAUUUGCAAUUGAUAGGCAUGCAAAUCUUUUUCCGACAUGGAGCUCGAACUCCAAUCAAUUUACUACCUAGCCUUGAAGAGGUAGUUUACAGCAAAGAACAAAUCGAAAGUUAUCCGCCAUCCAAAUGGGAUAUAAAAUUAAUUACAAAGAAAAAUGAUGAAAUUGAAUCAAAAGAUAAAGUAUUAUCGGCUAGGGAUGUUAUUGCAGCUAGAUUUCAAAAGUUAAAAUCAACAUCAACUGACACUGUAACAACAGGUCAAUUGACAUCUGUUGGAGAAAAACAAUUAUUUCAACUUGGAAGACGUUUAAGAUCUGAAGUAAUUGAUGUUCGUAAUAAUAAUGGACUUAUACCGAAAACAUACGACCCAAAAUAUGUCUAUUGUCGAUCGACAUAUAUGGAUCGAACCAUAGCCAGUGCUCGAUCAUUCCUUGCUGGUCUUUUCUCAUCCGAAGAAUCAGAUAAUAAAAUACAAGCUACUGGUCCAUUUGAAAUUGAAGUUCAUCAUUUUCCCGAUGAAGAUAUGUUUCCUAAUCCAAAUAUUGCUCCCAUUCUAAGCAAAUGUCAUACUGUUAAAUCUCUUUAUACGUCGUUAACUGAUGAUCACGAAUUAAAAAAAGCUCGACAAACUCUAAUUAAUCGUAUUGGCCUAACUGAAUAUCCACAUGGUAUUAUUGAAUUGCACGAUGAUAUUAUUUCGAGACAAGCUCAUAAUUUUACUGUCCCAAACGAUCUACUUAAAUUAACACAAGAUUUUGAAAUACUGUCUGCGCGUGAAUAUGUUUACCGGGCUACAAAUAUUGGUUUUGAUUUAUUUAUCCGUUCAAGUUGUGGAUCAAUUCUUUAUUUAAUCAGAGAAAAUUUUAAUUUUAUAUUAAAAAAUUAUCUCGAUGAAAAAACUAAUGGUUCAAAAAAGCAAUAUCAGAAAUUUUUCAUCUAUUCGGGUCAUGAUAGUACAAUAAUUCCAUUAGCACUCGCAUUCGAAAUUUUUGAUAUGCGUUGGCCAAGAUAUGGUGCAUAUAUUGUUUUGAAAUAUUUUAUUUCAAAAACAAAUAAAAGUGAAACAUAUGUGACAGUUCAUUUUGAUGGCGAGCCACAGAUAUUACCGGACUGUGAAGAUCACUAUUGUUCGUAUUCAACAUUUUUAAAAAGUCUUCAAAAUCGUAUUGAUAAACCUAAAAAAACAUAUCAAGCAUAA
Rotaria socialis is the source of this 1440-nucleotide messenger RNA. NCBI's taxonomy places the organism in Eukaryota, Metazoa, Rotifera, Eurotatoria, Philodinida, Philodinidae. The record is from the annotation of a GenBank genome assembly.